Messenger RNA from Centrocercus urophasianus (Greater sage-grouse), 2350 nucleotides. It is a transcript of the gene FRMD1, whose product is annotated as FERM domain containing 1. The coding region runs from base 169 to 1998 and encodes 609 amino acids. The transcript has 14 exons. NCBI's taxonomy places the organism in Eukaryota, Metazoa, Chordata, Aves, Galliformes, Phasianidae. Gene Ontology annotation, biological process: positive regulation of hippo signaling. The record is from RefSeq and is a predicted model, not a curated record. Gene Ontology annotation, cellular component: cytoplasmic side of apical plasma membrane; cytoskeleton.
GGGUGCUGUCGCUCUCGGCUUGGCACGCGUCGGAUGCAGCCCCAGACAGAACGGCGGAGUCCCGGGGGCGUCCCGCGCAGGUGCAUGGGAUGAAGGGAACCUGACGCCCAUCCACACCGGAGAGGAUACACCGGGUGCUGCCGGCGGGGCCACACGGAGCUGCCUGCCAUGAGCCGGGCACUGCUGUCCAGCAGGAUGCACCCCGAGGGCCGCAGCGUCUGCGUCUUCCUGCCUGACCGGGAGCAGCUCAGCCUGACGGUGGGGGUCAAAGCCACAGGACAGGAGCUCUUCCAGCAAGUUUGUGAUUUAGUGAAGAUUAAAGAGCCUCACUUCUUUGGCCUCAGCAUUGUUAAAAAUAAUGAAUAUGUUUUCAUAGACCUGGAGCAGAAGCUUAGCAAAUACUUCUCAAAGGAAUGGAAGAAAGAAACCAGCAAAGGAACAGAGAAAUUCAUCCCUCCUUUUGUUGCAUUCUUUAGAGUACAAUACUAUGUAGAAAACGGAAGGGUAAUAAGUGAUAAGGUGGCAAGGCAGCUCUACUACUGCCAUCUCAAAGAGCAAGUACUUAUAUCUCGGUGCAACCACAAAGAAGAAAUCUACUUCCUGCUGGCUGCCUACAGUUUACAGGCAGACUUGGGAAACUACAGGGAAGAGGUCCAUACUGGGAAAUAUUUUGAACCUCAAGCAUAUUUUCCACAAUGGAUAAUUGCGAAGAGGGGGAGUGAUUACAUCUUGAAACAUGCCCCAGAGAUGCACCGAGAACAGCAAGGCUUGAGUGCAAAGGAAGCUGUGCUGAAGUUCAUUAAGGAGUCCUGCUUGUUGGAAGAUGUGCCUGUCCACUUCUACAGGCUGCAGAAGGAUAAGAAGGAGGAUCGCCCAACGGUUAUCCUGGGCCUGACCCUUAGAGGAAUGCACAUCUAUCAGGAGGUGAACCAUGUUCGUCAGCUACUCUAUGACUUUCCCUGGUCACACAUUGGGAAGCUAGCAUUUUUGGGGAAAAAGUUUGAGAUCCAGCCUGAUGGUUUGCCCUCUGCACGGAAACUGGUUUACUACACAGGCUGCCCCUUCAGGUCACGGCACCUGCUGCAGCUCCUCAGCAACAGCCAUCGGCUCUUUCUAAAUAUCCAGCCAGUGUUGAAGCAAAUCCAAAAGCUGGAGGAGGCUGAAGAGAAGAAGCGCUACCGGGAGUCCUAUAUCAGUGACACUCUGGACAUGGACCUGGACCCAUGUGAUAAGAACUCACGUGGCAGUGGGAGCAGUGGAGGCAGCAGGAGAGAUAAUCGUCUCUCACGCCAGUCUACGGGGAGUCAUGGCAGCUCUCACACAUCGGGCAUUGAGGCUGACUCAAGGCACCGUGUGUCAGUAGAAAUGUCAGUGGAUGAGCCCUUUGGUAUUGACCGGGUGCACAGGAAAGAGAAAUCCUGCAGCUCAACUAUCAGCUACGGUAGCUCUGGCAUUGACAGUGGCAGCAAAGGAAGGGCUGAAGAUGACUCUCAGGAUGAUGAUAUUGAGCUGGCAGUAGAUGAGCCAGAGGAGGUGCCUGUAGAUGAGCCUUUAGAGGGAGACCAGUUAGAGGAGGCCACUGUGGGAGAAUCUGUUGAAUCUCUUCCUCUAGAUGCUGCUAGCUGCCAAGCUAUAAAUCAAGAAUCACUGCCUGUGGUGCAAGUCACACUAAUAAAAAUGAGAGGUCAGAGUGUGGAGUCCCUUCAGCAGGUCAAGUCACCCAAGGGCAGGAGCUGCACAGACCAGCACAGCCAGAGUUUGGAUGACAUUCGCCUCUACAAACACCGGCAUCCACCACUAAGUGCCACGCUGUCGUCGGACACGUCCCACAGCUACACGUUUGGCUGCAGUCUGGAAGAUAAACUGGCUGUCUAUGGCUGUGUUUAUUCCACAGCAGACUGCAAAACCAAGUCUGCCCUUUAUGGGAAGCGAUCCAUGAACUGCCUCUCCUUGGAUCUUCUGGGAGAGGACCAGCUGCCAGAGGAGUUUGUGGUGUAAGGAGACUGGAGCUCUUCCAUACCCAGGGAAACAGCUCAUUGUGGAAAUAUAUACCUCAUUAACACAUGUGAUGUCACUGGUUCUUGCAGGAGAUUGAGCAGCUUUGUUACUCAACUCCCUAAUCAGUAAGUGGCAUCGCUUCUGCAGACCUGUCUACAGGGCAAAUCAACUGGAGUGGAGCACUUAGUGUUGGCAUUGAAGUAUCUGUUGAGCAGAAACUGGAAGUGGCCUGCACCAUUAGCAGUGACCAGAAAAGCCCCACAAAACAGCAGGCCAAAAUUGAUACUUAACUGGCGAAACAAACACUGUGUAUAAAUGAUUUAUCAAAAAUAAAUAUAAAAGGUCCAUGUCA